Messenger RNA from Amyelois transitella, 5532 nucleotides. RefSeq names its product protein DENND6A. Lineage: Eukaryota; Metazoa; Arthropoda; Insecta; Lepidoptera; Pyralidae. The coding region runs from base 196 to 1872 and encodes 558 amino acids. Gene Ontology annotation, cellular component: recycling endosome. Gene Ontology annotation, molecular function: guanyl-nucleotide exchange factor activity. The transcript has a single exon. The record is from RefSeq and is a predicted model, not a curated record.
GGCGCGCGCAGCCAUAUUUGUCAAAACAGCUGUUGCGAGAACGACUCCAGUUGCUCCGCAUUGUUUUCGAGACACAAAAUGUCUAUUUAUUCAAGACUCAAGUGUAAACAUUGAUAAAUUAUCUUAAAGUAGUAUUCAAUCAAUAAUUAUGUGAAGAUAUAGAAUGAGCUAAUAAUAUUAUACAUUAUUGUUAACAUGGCUUGUGGUUUUGAUUACGGUGACGUUCCUGUCGAAGAAGAGGAAUUUCAGGCGAAAUGGAGCAGGUUUUCGGACUGGUUGCAUUGUGUUUGUGUGGUGACCUUCGAUUUGGAGCUCGGGCAGGCUAUGGAAUGUGUAUAUCCGCCCGAUGUCAAGUUAACAGACCAAGAGAAAUGUAAUAUAUGUUACUUGGCGUUUCCCGAUUCGAAUUCUGGAUGCAUGGGAGACACUCAGUUCCACGUGAGGCUCCGGACAACAGCGGGACUUACGAAACAGCAACUUGUAUACAAUAAGGACGCCGUACCGACGCUUUGCGCAGAUUCCUCUCACUACUGGGGCUUCGUAUAUUUCAGACAAGUCAAGGACCCUUCCCUACCUCGUGGUUAUUUUCAGAAAAGUAUUAUUCUGCUUACAAGGCUACCAUUCAUCAAUUUAUUCUAUAAAGUGAUACAACUUAUAGCACCAAAGCAUUUUGAGGAUGGAGAGAACAGUUUAGAAGCAGCUUGUCACGAUAUAAAUAGAUGGCCAUUGCUGGAUGCAGGACAAAAUGUAUAUUUGCCUGUACUGGGAUCAGUUUUCCAAUCAUACAUUCCCAAUCAACAAACAGGUAAAAUAACCCGCUCUGAUAUAGCUAAGCAGGUACAUUCUCCAAAUGUUCCACAUAUUUUGGCAUCCAUACAGGAUGUCAAUAUUUUUGAUGCUUUAUCUUCCUUAAUAUCACAUUUGCAUUUAUUAUGGGAAUUAGUUUUGACUGCGGAACCGAUAGUGGUUAUGGCUAGCUCUCCAACAGAAAGCUCAGCAUUAGUGCAAGCUCUCACUAAUUUAAUUCAACCACUCCCCUAUGCGGCUGAGUAUAGGCCUUAUUUCACAAUCCAUGACAGUGAAUUUAAAGAAUUCACAAGGCAAAGAUUCAACCCGCCACAUGUAAUACUUGGGGUGACAAAUCCGUUCUUUACCAAAACAUUGCAACACUGGCCACACACAAUCAAGUUGGGUGAUUCAACCGCAAUAAAAACGAAAUUGCGCAAAGUAGGUAAUAUAAAAUUGUUGGAUACAGCACCUGGUAUUUAUACCCAAUAUAAGACUUUUUUAGAGAAAGACAAGACAAUAAUAAAAAAGCUUCAUAAUGGGAUGAAAACAGAUCGACCUUCAGAAGUUCAGACAGCAAUGGUGAAAAGACACUUAUUGGAGUUGACACAGAGUUUUAUGAUUCCUCUGGAGCGCUAUAUGGCUUCACUCAUGCCUUUGCAGAAGAACAUAUCACCAUUCCGAGCGCCACCCGUCCCAAAUCCAUUCAAUCCAGAGGACUUUUUUGCAACAUUACAGCAGUCAGGGCCACAGUUGACAACUGGCAUCAAAGGAGAUUGGAAUGGCUUGUACAGAACAUUUUUCAGGACUCCUAAUUUCCAUGAUUGGUUUCACCAAAGACAUAAUAACUUGACAAAUAAGUUGCAUUCCUUACAAUUAGAAGCUUUAGCCGGGAGUGAUUUAAAAAAAUGGUCAGUUGGAAAGAAAGAGGUAGAGAUUGUGGAUAUGGUCCUCAAGUUGCGUGAGGUGCUCAAGAGUAACCGUCCUGUUCCUGAUAAUACCAGAACAUUAUUGGCACGGCGUUUGGAAGAUCUCAAUUGUGUGCUGCCAGAGGAUAUGAAAACUAUACUCAAUGCUGCUUCGUGACACAAACACUGUUGCUCCUUACCGAGGAGCUGUGGAGAAGGCGGUCUGGCUGGUUACGAAUACAGGUGUAUAACUUGUAUGUAACCUUCAAACAAAAUCAAUAUAAUUUUUGUUCCAUAGUCCAUGAAACUAUUGCAAAUUGAAUUUGAAGUACAAGUGUGAAAAACGCUGAACAUUGAGCUGAACUAUUUUCUUUGAUCAAUGCAUAAAAGUUGCGCAGAGGUUUUCUAUCAAUAAAAUUUAAUACAGUUGUCAACAGAAGUGUUAACAUUAGGGAAGUUAAUUCCAUUUUGAGAAGGCUAGCUAGAAUGGUUAUGAUAUUCACGUAAAUAUAUUUGGAGGCUAACAAACAUGGGUUAUGCUCAUUUUGUAUAACAAGCUGUUGAAUUGCUUGAUGUACUUUAAGUUUUUUGUAUAUUUUUUGCUGGAAACCUGUUUUAGCUCUUAUUGAUAAAGAAUUAUUUUUACUUAGCUACUUACUACUUUUUGUUUAUUUGUUAGGGCUACAAAGGCGGGCCGCUAUUAUAUAUAAAGGAAUGUGUAAUAUAAUCAUAUUCCAUUAUUGAGAUCAAAUAAAUUUACAAGUUAUAAAAUAUUAUGAAACGGCCAAGUAUAGUAUUAAGUAUUAGGUAAAGUUGACAUAAUUUUGUAAAAAUGUUAGCAUUACAUUUGUUACUUUGAUAAAAUCAAACAAACAUUGUCAAAUUAUUAAACAAGUUAUAUUUGCUAUAUUCCUAAAAAAGUGAUUGUAAAUAAGUACUAUGUAUGUAGUUCAAAUUAUUUUUGUAUGUUUUGAGUAAAAUGUUAAGUAACUUGUUAAUACUGCAAUGAUUUUAAGGCUGGCCUUUUUUUGACAACUAGUUUAUUUUUAAUGCGAGAAGAACUAAAAAGGUUAAAUUAAUUAUUGUACAAGUUAAAAAUAAAGAUUCAAGUGAUACUUGUACAACGACUUACCAAUGAUUUGUUAUACAAUAAUAAAUAAAUCUGUGUACUUCAAUUUACUUUUGAAAUAAAGUUACUUAAAUUUACAAUAAAAUUCUCAGGUAUGACACACACAGACUGUUACAUUUUGCAUAACAAAACACUAGGUAUCAGUAAACCGAUUUUGAUAUUAUGCAAUGCAUAAGUAUAAUGUGUUAAAAUAUUUAGGCGAUUACAUUAAAUUAGAUAAACUUAAAUGUAACAUAACAUAUAUGAGUUAAUUAUUUUUAUAGGUAGUCUUAUAUUAGUUAUUGAGGGUUUGAAGAUAUUUAGAAUCUCCAAGAAUUGCUUGUCAUUAAGUGCUUUCCCAUUAGUUUUCGACUAGAAAAAUAAUUUUAUUUUUUAAAUCUAACGUUCGUCUAAUCCAACACCAAAUGACUGUCAACUUAACAAUGCCUACUCCAUUUCUACCAAGCAAAACUAUUUCAAUUUUGUUUAAUUUAAAUGAAGUCUCAACCAGUGGCGUAACUAUACCAUUCGUGGCCCGUGGCAAAUUCGGAUAGGUACGUUCUAUAACUGGGUUACAACCCUUUUUUUAACAAAAGCUCUAAAUUUUUAAUAUUUUUUUUAACUUGUGUGGGAAACUGAGUAGGUAACAAAAAUAAAUCAAAGACUAAAUUUUUUUUUACUAAACAUGUAUAAAUAAGAAAUGUUGGGAGUUGGGAUUCUCCUCUGACCGGGGGCCCCUUCCGGCUGGGGGCCCGUGGCAUUUUGCCGACUUGCCAUCCUGUAGUUACGCCACUGGUCUCAACUAAAAAAACGUUAGCAAUUUAUAAAUGCUGACAGAUCGCAGAAAUCUUCGAAAUACGCAUUGCUUUUAUCAAACAUGUUACUUAUUUUCUGUUGUCAUUAUUUGCAAAAGCCUUUUUAUUUAAUACGUAUGAACUUAUGCUAAAAACUGACAUUAUUGAAAAGGUAAUGAAGAAACACUUUUGACCUUGACUUUACGCUAUCACAUAUCAGGAAAAUCACAAGAAUCUAUUCAGUAGAGCCACUGUCGAUUAAAAUUCUUACAAAUAACUUGUUUCUGUGUUCAAAUAAAGUUCGUGAUAAUCCACAUAUACCGUUUUAAUCACUGCAUUAUUUGUAAAGCUCCAUUUUAAUCAAAUAUCUUUUUUCCCAUAUAAUAUUUUAACCCCUAAAUGGAGUGAGCUUGUAAUAAGCUAGCUAGUAACAGUGAGAGGUAAAAAUCGUCUCAAGAAAACUUGCGAUAAGCGACUAUCAUGAGUUUAUAAAUUUAAGAGAAACCUUAAUUAAAUCACAACUUCAUUUCUAUUUGUGAUUUAGUUAAUUAGUUGGCUACAUGGAAAAUCAUACCAUCUUGGCUACUUCUACGAUACUCGGGCGGUAUAAUUUUCUAUCUGGGAGACUACAUUACAGUUAUAGAAUAUCAAAGUACCUACUAAUGGAUAUAAGUCCGGCGCAAAAAUUUAUCGGUAUAGCGCAUUGUCAUAAAAUCCCUCCACAUUUAUCUAAAGAACUAAGCUAUAAUUUGUAUAUCGGCUUCAAUGUUAAACUUUGAUAUAGGUUGUAACUAUAUGUUAGAUAAGAGUUGGUUAAAUUAAAUAUAUAUAUGUAUCAUUAUCUUUGCGAGUUCUAUUAUAUAAUUGUUUGAUGUCACUUCUGUUGAAUACUUAGAUACAUAAAGUCAUUAAAUUUAUUAUGACCUCCUAGACAUUGGAAUAAUUUAAGGCGGCAGAAGUGGUAAUGUCGUAUAAUAUUUUAUAAUAGUUGCAAGACGACGACACAUCACAUCAUUCUUAUAGUUUCAAGUACAAUGUGGCAUUUAUCCUAUUUUAUUCCGAUGUCUAUUUCUGUUCAUAUUAAAAGAUGAAUUAGGUUUUUGAAGGCAAAAAUGCAAUUUAUUACUUGUCUAAUUGACAACUGUGUUUACAUACUUUUUUAUUAUUUUAUUUCAAUUAUAUUUUAAAAAUAAUGUCAUUAAAAUCAAAGGUAAAAUGCACUAAAAAUUAUUCAAGUAUUGGUGCCAAAAUGAUAAAACACUACUAAACAAGCAGUUAUAUCACGAAGCAGUUUCAGCUAAAAUAGGAUAUAUUUUCGAAUGGCUUAUUGCUCAAUGCUAUGUUGUAUGAAAAGCUUAACUUCCAUUUUUGUAUUUGUAAGACAUAUCAUUGUAUCGAGCCCUUAUUAAUAAAAGAGAUUCAUGAAAAAUGUUAUACCAUAUGUAGGUAGACAGAGCCAACAGUCUCGAAAAUACUAAAAGGCCUCAUUCAUAUAGCUUAUGAUUGAAUUCAGAUAGUGACAGGUUGCUAGCCCAUAAGAAGUAUCAUUAGCCUUUCCCUUGAUUGACUCUUACAAUCUACACGUUAAGACAAGCAGCUAGCACACUAUGUUUUUUCAAUAGCAAAUGGUAUAAACAUAUAUAAAUAGUUUAAAAAAUGCGUCAAAUUCUGUCUCUCUUAUUUUCAAAAUAUAGUUAAAAAUAAUUAAGGGUUAUAAAGGGAAAAAAAAUCUCGUUAUAAUUUAUAAAUUGUGUAGUCCCUUUGAAUAUUGUUCCCACGGCAACGUGCCCAGAAGGCUGGUCAAUGUAUAAUAUAAAAUAGUCCGCUAUGUGUUAUUUUUGUAUUUACACAUACAACAACAAAUAACAGUGUAUGAUGACGACUAUUCCAUGUUUACUUUGACGCGUUACCACAAUUCAAGAUGUAAAUAAUAUUG